AUGGAUUCCAACAAAACAUCGGAAUGUAAUGAUUUCCCAAAGGCCUAUAUAUGUAUUCAGAAAUGUUUAGAUUUAGGGUUUGACGUCGCUUAUUCGGACAGAUAUUGUUUUUGUACAUGCUAUCACAAGAAAGGGAAAGCUAAACAUACAACUCGUGCUACCGCUACCAAAACAAAAUGGAAACUUGGUGCUCCAACAACAAAAUUACCUGUUUGGGCAUCAACAAUUAAAAAUCAUACAGACGUUGAAUACAUAUUACUAGAUGGUAAUGCAACCUUACCUACAAACGAAAAUGCUACCACUGAUGGAACUCAUGUAACUGACAAUUCUACUGGAGUAACACCUAAAGGUGACAGCAAUUCGACAGCAACAGCAGUAGAUGGGAAAACAGGAACUGGUGGAACGGGAGAGGUACAUAAUGGUACAACUGUAUCGGGUGGUACGAAUAACCCACCAGGUAGUGACGGUACACAUACAGGAGGUGCCGAUACAGGCGGCACUAAAAAUCCACCUAACAGUACACCUGGAGGUACAGACAAACCAGCUGCUUCCACUUAG
Messenger RNA from Danaus chrysippus (African queen), 558 nucleotides. The record is from the annotation of a GenBank genome assembly. Lineage: Eukaryota; Metazoa; Arthropoda; Insecta; Lepidoptera; Nymphalidae.